GUGAAAGGAGAGCGUUGUUUCGUGGAGUGCAUGAGAGUGUGAAAGAGAUAUGGACGUCGCUCAGGCGCUCCAUAUGAAUGGUGGUGAUGGAGAUUAUAGCUAUUCAAACAAUUCUCUUCUACAGAAUACACUAGAAGAACCUAUCAAAAAAUAAUGAUAUGGAGCCCAUCAUCAUGCAUAUAAAUAGAGGUAGCCCAAACUCAACAGGCAUAGUCUCUUGGUGUGUGGAGAGAUUUGAGUGUGUGCAAGAGUUAUGGACGUCACUCAGGUUCUUCGUAUGAAUGGUGGUGAUGGAGAUUAUAGCUAUUCCAACAAUUCUCUUCUACCGAGAAAGGUUAUAUCAAUGACCAAACCUAUAAUCGAUGAUGCUUUGACCAAUCUUUAUUCGGCUUUGAACUUCCCCAAAACCUUAAUCAUGGCGGAUCUUGGAUGUUCCUCUGGACCAAACACAUUACUAGUGGCAUCCGAGCUCGUCAAGUCAGUUGACAAGAUCCGACAGAAAUUUGGUAACGAUGAAUCACCCGAAAUACAGAUCUACUUGAAUGAUCUUCCACAAAAUGAUUUCAACACCAUUUUUCUCUCGGUGUCAAAGUUUCGGAAGAACCUUUCAAACCAAAUGGUGUCCAACAACUCUUCUUCACCGUGUUACAUUUCUGGUGUCCCUGGAUCAUUCUAUACCAGGCUUUUUCUAAGAAAAAGCAUUCAUUUUGUUUACUCUUCCUAUAGUCUCAUGUGGCUCUCCCAGGUGCCUGAAAUGAUAGAUAUAAACAAAGGGAACAUAUACAUGUCAACAACAAGCCCACCUAGCGUAAUAAAAGCAUACCGUGAGCAAUUUCAAAAAGAUUUUUCAAUGUUUCUCAAGUGUCGUGCGGAUGAGAUGGUGAGUGAAGGGCGUAUGGUUUUGACGAUACUAGGGAGACAAAGUGACGAUCCUUGUAGCAAAGAAUGUUGUUACAUAUGGGACCUCUUAGCUACUUCUCUAAAGGAUAUGGUUGCGGAGGGACUUAUAGAAGAAGAGAAACUAGAUUCAUUCAACAUUCCACAGUACACUCCAAGUCCUAAAGAGGUACGUAAUGAAGUUGAGAAAGAAGGGUCAUUCGUGAUUGAUCGCCUUGAGGUUUCUGAAGUGAAUUGGGAUGCAAGCACAGGCAAUAAUCUCAAUUUAUCUGAAGAGGAGGAUGUGCAAGGAUACAAUAUGGGCAAAUGUAUGAGGGCUGUUUCUGAGCCUUUGGUCUUGAGCCACUUUGGUGAGUCGACAAUUGACGAGGUGUUCAAGAGGUACGCCGAAAAUAUCAAGAGUAGCAUGUCCAGAGAGAAGACCAAGCUCAUUAAUGUCACUGUGUCAGUGACCCGAAAAGGAUGAACUUCUUAUGAUUUCAACAUCUACACAUAAUAAACAACUAUUUGGAUUGCUUUGUUAUAGUUAAGAAUGCAGUUGCUUUUCCGUAA
This is a messenger RNA of Helianthus annuus (common sunflower), 1449 nucleotides long. RefSeq names its product salicylate carboxymethyltransferase. Gene Ontology annotation, biological process: methylation. The coding region runs from base 254 to 1363 and encodes 369 amino acids. Lineage: Eukaryota; Viridiplantae; Streptophyta; Magnoliopsida; Asterales; Asteraceae. The record is from RefSeq and is a predicted model, not a curated record. The transcript has 5 exons. Gene Ontology annotation, molecular function: S-adenosylmethionine-dependent methyltransferase activity.